UCCAAGUCUAGCUUUUUUGUCCUGGUAAUGGCAUCCACAUGAUUCUUGAUUUCCUCCAAUGUCAUCUGUCGGUCCUGGAUACACUUGGGGCUGUUGACCGUCUCAGCCGCGAGAUCUGUGGCUGGGUCCCAAAGAGCCCAUUGAAAGUCCUCUCGUGUCAGAGUUUUGCGCUCCCGUCAUGGACAUAUAAACAUGUGACCCUGCAUCUCAAUGGUCUGGCAGCCAGACAACGGGCAUAAACGCAUCUGUGGUUUAGGGUAUGCAUUGGGGUAUCAUUUACACUGUUCGUUUGCUAUAGGCAGUGAGCGCAGAAGCAUCCUUAAUGCAAAGGAGCAAUGGAUGGAAUUCCUUGUAUUGGUGAUGUUACCAGGAGUUCUUGUGAUUCCAAACACCCUUUCUAUUCACUGCCACAUUCAUCGCCCAGAGGAUGGUGGUGACUAUCGUGGAUGAGGUCUUUGGCAGCCAUUCAAAGGCCAGAAGCAAUGGUUGUACUGUUGAUGUUGACAUUGC
Molecule: messenger RNA, 510 nt
Organism: Kickxella alabastrina
Lineage: Eukaryota; Fungi; Kickxellomycota; Kickxellomycetes; Kickxellales; Kickxellaceae
Exons: 1
Coding region: 211-450 (79 amino acids)
Source: RefSeq, a predicted model, not a curated record